AUGAAGCCCUUUGAGAAAAGCUGUUUGUUUCUGCUGCUGCCUGUCGUGUUAAGAGUUGUGUGCUCCUCCUUUAUCAGUGUGAACCUUGGGGUGAAAGUGAUGAAGGGACAGUCUGUCUUCCUGUCAGAAGAGGACCUCAAGUUUUCCAUCCCCAAAGAGAAGGAUGUCUGCAAAGUAGAAGUGGUGAUUAAUGAGCCAAUAACACAGAGGGUUGGGAAACUUACUCCACAGGUUUUUGACUGUCACUUCCUUCCUAAUGAAGUCAAAUAUACCCACAAUGGAUGUCCAAUUUUAGAUGAAGACAUGGUCAUGCUUCGGCUGUACAGGUUUACAGAAACAGAAACGUUUGUGGAAACAUUCACCCUUCAUGUGCAGCUACUUGAGCCAGACUGUAACAUCAUAAAAAUGCGCUCCCAUGCUUUGGAGGUGCCUGAAUACUAUGGUCUGUCUAGGGUGAUUGACAAGAACUUCCUCACCUUUGAUUAUGACAGGAAGAUAAACCUGGAUUGCACCAUUUCCAUAAUCUCUUCGGAAACUCACCUGCCUGCUCACGGCCAGCUUAUCACCAGGAAAGUGCAGCAAGAGCAGUUUCGUGGAGAUCAGCCAUGGAGCUUCUUCCCUGGCAUGAAGCACAGCCUGGGCCAAAAGUGCAGAAAUGGGAGCUGUACACUGGGAUUAGAAGUUAUUAGCAACAAAAAGAUGAGCUGUGAAGAAUUUCUGAGGAUGGGCAUUCAGUAUCAACACCUUGACCCCCCCUCACCUGACAUUGACUAUAUUCCUGUGAGGUUGGAUCUCUCAGACAGCAGAAGCAAAACUCUGCACAAGACGGAGUAUGCAUGGCUCCCUGUUCGGAUUAGAGGUGCUGUUCCCAACCAAAUACCCAAAGCUGCUCCAAUGGCAAAGCUCGUCCUGGAAGUAGAUCAAUUUAUUUUAACCCCUAUUACAACCACAACCGUUGAUGCUGAAGACAGUGAAACUCCAAAGUCUCUGCUUAUAUUCAACAUUACCAAGCCACCUCCACAGGGCUUUAUCACUCACCUCUCCGACCACACAAAAACUGUUGGCUCCUUCACGUGGAAGGAUCUCAGUGACAUGCUCAUUGCUUAUCAGCCUCCAAAUAACAGCCACACAGACAGGAGGAAUUAUGAGGUGGAGUUUGAGGUGCAUGACUUCUACUUCAAAAGGAGUUUUCCAAUCACUGUGCGUCUUUCCGUCAGAACAACGGAUACAAAUGCCCCGAGGGUUUCAUGGAACACAGGCCUCAACCUCCUGGAAGGGCAGUCCCGACCCAUCACUUGGCAACACUUCCAAAUUGUAGACAACGAUGACAUCCAAAAUGUUCGCUUGGUCACAGUUGAUGGAUUACAGCACGGGCGGCUGUCAGUGAGAGGAGGGAAAGGAUUCAUGUUCACUGUCUCUGACAUUCAGGCUGGAGUUGUUUGCUACCAUCAUGAUGACAGUGAUUCUACUAAGGACUUUGUGGUAUUUAGAAUUUUUGAUGGCUCCCACAGUAUUCGCCAUAAGUUUCCAAUAAAUAUCCUCCCUAAAGAUGAUAGCCCUCCGUUUCUGAUCAGCAAUGUGGUCAUUGAAGUUCAUGAGGGACAGACAAUCCUGAUUCAAGGCUCCAUGCUUCGUGCUUCAGACCUGGAUUCCAGUGAUGACUACAUACUAUUCAACAUUACCAAGCCUUCACAGGCUGGAGAAAUCAUGAAGAAACCAGGACCAAACCUGAUAGGGUAUUCUGUCAACAAUUUUCUUCAGAGGGAUCUAUUUAAUGGAAUGAUUUAUUAUCAUCAUUUGGGAGGAGAAGUAUUUGAAGAUUCCCUUGAGUUUGUGCUAUGUGAUAGCCAUGACCCUCCAAAUCUCUCAGAGGCACAGGUGAUGAUGGUUCACAUUGUCCCUGUGGAUGAUCAGCUACCCAGAGAAGCUCCAGGAGUGACCCGUCACCUGGUUGUUCAGGAGACUGAGAUUUCUCACCUAACUAAGAAACAUCUCCACUUCCUAGAUGUGGAAGAGCAAGACAGGGAGCUCACAUACACCAUAACCACUUCCCCAUUUUUCUCUUGCUCCCGUGGCUACUCAGAUGCUGGGAAACUGUUUAUGGUGGACACCAUCCCUAAACUGGUCAAGGAUCCUGCUGCUCUUCCACUGCGGUCAUUCACUCAGCAUGCUGUGAACUAUAUGAAAGUUGCUUACAUGCCACCCCUGCAGGACAUUGGACCUGAACCCCUGCAAGUCCAGUUUAUUUUUUCUGUCAGCAAUCAGCAUGGAGGCACUUUGUAUGGGAUCUGCUUCAAUAUUACAAUUCUUCCUGUGGACAACCAAGCCCCACAGGUUUUUACAAACCAUUUGAGAGUGGAAGAGGGUGGCAUGACCCCUAUUACAGAGGGACACAUUCUCAUCUCUGACACAGACACGAAACAAGAGCAUCUCUUCCUGCUCCUGCAGAGGCAGCCGCAGCAUGGGGUAGUGGAGCUGGGUGACAUUCCCCUGCACGGAGGUGACAGGCUUUCCUGUGAGGACCUGCGCACCCUGGCAGUCAGAUAUCGUCAUGACGGCUCUGAGACUCUCACUGAUGAUGUUUUCUUUGCAGCCACAGAUGGCAUCCAUUCUGUAGAGUUCAUCCUGCAGGUCAAGGUGCUGCCUGUGAAUGACGAGCUACCUGUUAUGCAAACAGGCCUUGUUCCCGUGCUCCAGUGCCUGGAGGGUGAAGAAGUAGUUCUCUCCUCGGAGUACCUUCGUGCCACAGACGCGGACAGCGAGGACACGGAGCUGAUGUUCCUGCUGGCCCGCCAGCCGUGCCACGGGGCAGUGAGGAGAGCUGGCAUUGCCGUGCAGCGCUUCUCCCAAGCUGAUGUCCUUGCUGGCUUAGUCACAUACAAGCACACUGGUGGUGAGAUUGGCCUGACUCCUUCCAUUGAGGUCUUAACCUUGAUUGUCUCUGAUGGUGAGGCUGGCCUAGAUGUGAGGGACUGCUGUUAUGAUGGACCUCUUCCUCCUCCAGUUUCACGUGAUGAUCCAUUCCCUGUCUAUGACCUUAACAUCACUGUACUCCCAGUGGACAACCAGCCUCCAUCCAUUGCAACUGGUGCAAGCUUUGUGGUGGAGGAGGGCUCCUCAGCAGCCCUUACUACCAAUCAUUUGUUUGCCACUGACCCUGACACCGCUGCAGAUGACUUAGAGUUUGUGUUGGUUUCUCCUCCCCACUUUGGUUACAUUGAAAAUGUACUGCCUUCUCCUGGGUUUGAGAAGAGCAACAUUGGAAUAAGUGUAGGUUCAUUUCAGCUGAAGCACCUGAAAGCCAUGAAUAUAAACUAUGUUCAAGCCAGGCACUUGCAAAUGGAGCCAACAGAAGACAAGUUUGUACUUUAUGUCACUGAUGGGUUGCAUCGCUCAGCAGAGACUCCAUUUUUUGUGAUAAUCAGCCCAACCAAUGAUGAAGUUCCAGAAUUCAUAGCCACGAAUAUUACCGUUCAAGAAGGGGAGAUGAAGGAGCUGGAUCUGUCUGUUAUCAAUGCAGUUGAUCUGGAUGUGCCUCAAGACCCUCUGGUGUUUGAGGUUGUGCAGAGGCCCUCGUAUGGGUUCCUUGUCAAUGGUGUUCAUGGCAGUGAUGUUCUACAUUAUAAACAGUUAAUUAACCAUGAUCACCACGGCCAUGGGUUGCUUGUUCAUGACUUUUCCAUGGAGCUACUGAGGAGUGGAAUGAAGCUGAUGUACAUGCAUGAUGACUCUGAAAACUUCACUGACAGCUUUAAAAUUCAGCUAUCAGAUGGAAAACAUAAACUUCUCAGAACCAUUUCAGUGAAGGUCAUUCCAGUUAAUGAUGAGAAACCAGUGCUGAGCAAGAAGAACAAUAUAGAGGUGAACAUAGGUGAAACUCAAAUCAUUUCUAGUGCUGUACUGUCAGCAGAAGAUAAAGAUACCCCCAGGGAGAGAAUUUACUACUUAUUUGAAAGACUUCCAGAAAAUGGUCAGCUUCAGCUCAAGGUAGAACAAGGGUGGGUGACUCUCCGAACUGGAAUGAAGUGCACCCAGGAAGAGCUGGAUAUGAACCUUUUGAGAUAUGUCCACACAGGAACUGUGGGGUCCAAGAAAAAAGACAGCUUCACAUUUUACCUCUGGGAUGGGCAUAACAGAUCCCCAGCUGUGGACUUCUACAUAAAUAUCAAGGACUUGGAAAAGGGAGACAUUGCUAUUUUUAUGAGACCCCUUAGAGUGGCAAAAGGAGAUCGCAGCUACAUUACAACUGAUGUCCUCCUCGCACUGGAUGGUACUGACAAGCCAGAGGAGCUGCUUUAUGUGAUUACCUCCCCACCCCAGUAUGGGCAAAUAGAGUAUGUCAGCUAUCCUGGCAUCCCCAUUGCAAGCUUCAGUCAAAUGGAUGUAGCACGACAGAUUGUCUGCUACGUUCACAAAGCCAAGGCAGUUGUUCGUGAAGAUACAUUCAGAUUCAUCAUCAGCAAUGGACUGAGGACUAAGCAUGGGACAUUCAAGAUCUUCUUGGAGGCAGCUGACCAGGCUUUGCCCACUCUAUCUAGGAACAUGGGGUUAAGAAUAAUGGAAGGAGCUAUGGCACUUCUUACUCCUGAUAUACUGCAGCUUUCAGACCCAGAUACUGCCAAAGAAAACCUUACCUUCCUCUUGGCUCAGCUCCCCCAGUAUGGUCAUCUCUAUUACCAUGGGGCUGUGCUACUGCAGUACAAUUUCACACAGCAAGAUGUGGACAACAGGGAUGUUGCCUACAAGCACCGAGGUGGGAAUUCCCAGAUUGACAGAUUUACAUUCAUUGCCACAGACAGGACUAACCAAGGCUUCAUCGUGAAUGGGAGGGUGCAGAGCAAGCCAGUGGCAUUCACCAUCCAGGUGGAUCCAUUGGACAAAACGGCACCCAAAAUUAUUCAUCUCCAUUGCAUUUCUAAUGUGGAAGUCCUGAAGAAUGGCAAUUAUGGGAUCUAUAUUACUGCCAGGUCCCUGAGGGCAUCUGACCCCAAUACAGAUGACGACAAAAUAAUUUUUAAGAUUUUGCGAGGUCCUCAUUAUGGCUACCUGGAAAACAUAACAACAGGUGGAUUCAUUCAGGAAGGAUUUAGCCAAAAGGAUUUAAACAGCAAAAUCAUACUUUAUGUCAUCAACCAGUCACACGAAGUGAAUUCAGACAGCUUGGAGUUCCAAGUGACAGAUGCCAGUGGAAACUCUGCAGCACCCCAAAGGCUGGAGCUGCGCUGGGCUCGAAUUGAAAUGCUACAGACUGAAUAUGAGGUGUGUGAAAACAUGGGAGUGGUGUCUCUGAAAAUCACCAGGGCAGGACACUCAGGAGAGUCUGCCUUUGUAACUGUGAAGGUCAAUGAAAUAUCUGCUAGACUGGGAAAGGACUUCACGGUGACUCCCUCCAAGCUUGUUCAAUUUGAUCCAGGAGUGUCAACCAAGAUGUGGAAUAUAGCAAUUACCUAUGACGGAUUAGAGGAAGAUGAUGAAGUCUUUGAAGUAAUUCUGAGCUCCCCUGUGAAUGCUGUUCUUGGCGCACAGACAAAAGCUGUAGUGAAAAUUUUGGACUCAAAAGCAGGUCAAUGCAGCUAUUCCCGGUCUUCUGGCCAAAGCAAGCAUGACUUCAGGGGGAGAAGCACGCUGUUUCCAGUUUCCUUGGGCUCCUCAUCACCUUCCAGGCCUGGCAAUGUCUCCUUGGAAGGGAUCCCACUGCCUCCUUCCAAAAGGACGAGAGAGCACGGAGAGGACAUGCGGCAGGAGCACAGCUUGUGGAAUCGGCCAAGGACCAGGCUGAGAGUAACUGGAAAUGGCAGAACAGUUCAUCCUUCAUCUGUAUUUCGAAACGAAACAGAUGUGAUUUUCAAAUAUCACGGGAUUGUAUCACUCAAAAUAGAGGACGACACCUCAGCUGAAACCAACAAGAAGACGCAACCACAGAUAAACGUCAUCUCCUCCAGGAAAAUAGAAAUCCCACAGGCUGAUAAGGCAGAACUUGCAGCUGAACCAGGAUCAAGACGUAAGGACUUCUACUCUUUUCAAAAGGCUUGCACACCAGAUUUAAAGGGCCUCUUGCAUUAUGAAGAAAGCACACAGAAGUUAUUUCAGUGUGAUGGGAUAACAUGGAAAUUCUGGAAUUCCCAAAGCAAGGAGAUAACUAUGAAGAAAUGUCCCUCUGGAUGGACUUUUCAUGAGGGCAGCUGCUACUUCCUGGUAAUGAAUCACAAGGUCACCUGGAACACUGCUGCUCAGGCUUGCAGAGAACAGUACCUGGGGAGUUUAACAAGUGUGGCUAAUGAACAACACAUGCAGUGGUUGUGGGACUUCAGUGGGAGGAUGCCCUUUUGGAUAGGUUUGAAUGACCAAAUCAAUCCUGGACAUUGGGAGUGGAAUGGAGGAGAACCUGUAACCUACAUAAACUGGAGAAGAGGUUCCUACCACAUUCCAGUGAGAGGGAGAAAUUGUGUAUUUGUGCAGAAGCGAGGAAAAUGGCAAGCAACUGACUGCAAGAAGGUCAAACCAAACAGCUAUAUAUGUUCAAGAAAGUUGUAAUGGAUGGAGGAUGCUUCUGAAAGCAUAUGGACAUUCAUGCUAUAUCAGUAUGUUAACUGUGUUAGAAAACCAUCCUAAUUACCAACAAGGCUUAUUUUACAUGCUGCCAGAGGUGCAGAUGCACUGGCCUCUAAUCAAGGUGUAGAAAGCAGCUGCAAAAAUUAAGUCCAGGUUAAAGUUUUGAAAUCUUCCCAAAGACUUUGAUCUGUCACUUACUCAUAUGUAUUUUUAUACCAAAGAGCUGCAUUUCAAGGCUUUCAUCACACUUCUAUGUAAAAGUAAUUUUUCUUUUACAGAAAGCAUCAUGUCAGUUGAUUUGCUUUGUUCUUAAAAGAGGGGCUGUGAACUGCAGCUUUACCCUGCAAUCAUGAAAAGAGGAAUACUGCUGAGGUUGGAAAUGAGGGUACACGGUUGUCUAAAAACAGAUCUUGCAUAAGAUGGGAGAUGUCAUGUAAGUACUGGAGUUUCUUUGGUGGAUGCCUGAGUAUAUCAUACAGAAGUACCAAUGGCUGGAGACUGCCUGGUGACAGAGCGCUCACAGCAGCAAAGCCUUGUGUUUCUUCUACCUCCCAAGGCCAGCUUCAGAACCCAGGGGAUCUGCCCACACAGAGUUGCAUCUGUUUCACAUUCCUAAGCAAUUUUUUUUUCUGGAACUGCCGGAUGGUGCUGUAAUUUUUAGUGUAAUUAAAUAAUGGGACAUCUCUAAAUCAAAUGUUAUAGCAAGCGAUGAUUUAUUAAAAAAAAAAAGUAAAUUUAAUCCUAGGAUAUUAUCUGGGGAUAUUCACUGAUACAUGAACAUCAAUAGGAUUUAUAUGUGUGUAUAAACCAAUGUAAUCGUGAGACAUAUUUUGUAGUAAAGCAGCUAUGGCUUUUGAAAAGUAUUAAUCUGAGUCCUUAUUAGGGAUUUGAGGCUUUCAAAAAUAAUAUUUAAAAAUCCAGAUUUAUUUCUGAGAAAGGCUUAAAACCCAGAAACUAAUAGGAAAAAAACAGCUGGCCAGAACUUGUUAUUUUAGAUAAAUACAGUUGCACUAUAACCAUUUUGUAAGAUUAUAGUAGAUUUAUAUUUGACCUGUCAAAAGCUUGCUCUUGGACAUUUUUAUUGCCAGCCUCUAAAUAACAAAAAACAACUAAACAAAAAACUCCAAAAAAAUUCAAAUAUGAAAUGAGGAUCCAAGCAUAGACUUCCUUAAAAAAAAAAAUUAAAAAAAUAUAAAACUCCUCUCAAAUGAGCCAGUGUGUGACAGUUGGUUUGGAAGGGAGUAGGGUGAAUUUGCCCUGUACCUAUGAACUCUCAUCCUUCCCAUCUGCCUGCCUGCUGCCAGCAGUUUAUCCCCAUCUUGCUCAUUUAUUCAGCCAGCCUCCAGAUCAAUUUUGCAUCAGAGCUGAAAAACCUCCUUCUCAGGCUCCUCAUAGCAAUUUCUCAGUCCUGCAAGGGACAGACAGAGCAGAAUCACCUUUCCUCUCUGAGCUGAAGGACACUGUUCAGGGGUUAUAUAUUCCUCCUCUUUGCCUCUGUCAUGCAAGGGUUACUCGUCCUUCCUCUUUGCCUGUGACAAGUUAAAUCAAAUGUGAGCAGCUGAACAGUCUUUCUGCAUAGGAAAGAACCUCCCUGAAAGUUCUGUUGGCAAUAAAUAUAAGUGCAUCACAGAAGCAGAGAAAAAAUGUACUGGGGACAGAACCGCCUCACUAUUUUUCUUGCUAUCAACACAUGCAGACAAAAAUAUUUCCAGGAUUUCUCUCUUCUUAUUUUUUUUUUCCUAUUUUUUAAAAUGAUAAUAUUUAUGAAAAGUUUCUAGACAAUUUUGCUGAACAUAAACUCUUUUGUUCAAGGAGUUUUCUAGGUCAACAAAGAUAUUGUCUCCAUUACUACUUGUCUCCAAUCCCAGUACUCUUGAAUAUCUGGUUUUAGACCUGAUUUUAUUUGUGAAAACUUUCAUAGCUGAAAAAAAAAAAGCAUCUGAAAUAAGCACUCUCAAUGUCCCUUAGUGGUGUGUUCUGGAACUCCAGGGAAAAUUGACUGAGAAAUAAAUAUCAACUUUUAUUUCUUUAGGGCCUUUUUUAAAUAAAAGCUGUACAAUUUUUUUGGUGCUAAUUUGAUGAAGCUUAUUGAGAUUAUUCAAAUACCUCUCCCAAUUAUUUAAAAAAUGAAUGAUAUCAAACAGGGGAUUUUGACAAAGGUGCUUGUUACUUGAUCAGUAACUAAUAAAUGACUCAUGCCAUCUGACACAGCAGUGACCUCAGGUUUGCUUUUGUGAGAGCAGGGGAAAUUUUCCCUUUUCCAUACUUCAUUUGAACUACUUUAAAGUGAUUUCAGGGUGUGAAGAUUUAAUUACACAACAGAUUCUUAGUUGUGCUAACUGCAUGAGUUUACUGGUUUAAUUAAAUCAAACACAAUACACUAAUGAAACUAAAAUUCUUAUAUUGCAGAGCAAGUACACAUAGAACAGGAAGGCUGCUGAUUUUUUUUCCAAUACAAUUAACUGUUCCACACAUUUAAUUAAUAAAUUUUAUUUUACCUGUCCUUAAAUAAGUACUUUUUCACAGAUCUUUAUAUCUUUUAUUUUUUAUUAUUAGAAUACUUGAGUUCAAGGAACAAAACAUACUCAAAUCAGGGAAAGCACAAAUAAUUUUUUUCUGUUGACAUAGGAAUUUAUUGCUUCUAGGAAGUUUAGUAAUGAGAGGCCUAUAGUCUGGAGGAGCUUUGGGGAUUUUUUUUCAUCUUCAGCAUUUUGAAUCAGAGUCUGAGUAUAUUCCAGGAAAAAUCAAUAUUUACAGGAUCAGCACCCCCAGGAGUAUUUCAGAAGGCUGAAAAUAAGAAAAAGGAGCAUGUAAAUUCUGGUGCUCACAUAUGGAUGCCACACUUUCAGGAUAAAUAAAGGAUUUCUCUUACCAGAACUAUCCAUAUAUAUCCAUACCCAAGAGCAACAGAACCAAGAUGCUCAGUGAAAAGAACCUAGCAGCUACCUUAGAUUUCUAUACAGGGAUGGGCUGUGUAAGCACUGUGUGUGCUUGUCACUUUUUACCAUUUUCACUCCCUGUGAAACAUCUUUUAAAUAUGUCAGUAUUUCAAACAAAUUUGACAGGAAUGUAGUUAAUUCAAAGCUGAUGGUUAUGAAAAAAGUGGUUAGGCAACAGAUAGCAGAGGCACUUACUAUGAACCAAAAUAUUCUAAAACAUUUGAGUUUUUACUAACUUUAUAUAUAUCAAGUGUUUAGUCUGAAAAAAUACCAGGAAAGUUUUCCAGAUCUUCUUUCUACACUUGGAUACUUUAUUAAAUGUCUUCAAGUCUCUAUUCACUCAAAUGAUAAAAAUAACUUCGAGAGAAUUAUGGAGAAGAUUCAGUGAAUACUGGUGAUUCUGCAUUAUUUACAUCACAAGAUUGGUGCUACUGUAACACUAUAUAUAUUUUCAUGUUUAACCCUGUAAUGUGUGUGUAAUA
This is a messenger RNA of Oenanthe melanoleuca, 9973 nucleotides long. RefSeq names its product FRAS1 related extracellular matrix 1 (gene FREM1). Gene Ontology annotation, cellular component: membrane. Lineage: Eukaryota; Metazoa; Chordata; Aves; Passeriformes; Muscicapidae. The record is from RefSeq and is a predicted model, not a curated record. Gene Ontology annotation, biological process: cell communication. Bases 1 to 6534 code for a protein of 2177 amino acids. The transcript has 36 exons.